Messenger RNA from Corythoichthys intestinalis (scribbled pipefish), 1331 nucleotides. It is a transcript of the gene mif4gdb, whose product is annotated as MIF4G domain containing b. The coding region runs from base 344 to 1009 and encodes 221 amino acids. Gene Ontology annotation, biological process: regulation of translational initiation. Lineage: Eukaryota; Metazoa; Chordata; Actinopteri; Syngnathiformes; Syngnathidae. The record is from RefSeq and is a predicted model, not a curated record. Gene Ontology annotation, molecular function: RNA binding; translation activator activity; protein binding. Gene Ontology annotation, cellular component: cytosol. The transcript has 6 exons.
CAAUCUUCCAAUAGGUACAGGGGUUCUGCUACAUUGCGUAACGAAUUAAACUACCAAAACAGAUAAAAAUACGUGCACUCUUAUUAUUAAUUUCAAAUGGUUACUGAUAUUUUUUUUUAUUGAAAUAGAUACGAAAUGAAUAGCCUUUGAGUAAUGAUAUAUCGAUACCAAAUCAUCGAUACGCCCAUCCUUAGACUGAGUAAUACGCUAUACCUAUACACGAGGCGUGAAGACGCGAAGAAUCAUCUAUUACCUCCACGAUUCGCCUUGCAUUUUCCAAAUUUUAGGUAGGAGGCAGUGGAGUUGACUUGAAAAGCAGACCAAAAAUCCUGUUUUUCCAACUAUGGAAAACUCUCCGGAGGACUACAGGAUCCAGUCGUUUGACCUGGAAACACAAAUAUUGCUCAAAACUGCCUUGAAAGAUCCGGGGUCAGUGAACCUGGAGAAGGUGUCCAACAUCAUCGUGGAUCAGUCACUGAAGGACCAAGUGUUCAGCAAAGAGGCGGGACGCAUCUGCUACACGAUUGUGCAGGCAGAAGCCAAGCAAAACAACGGCAGCGUGUUCAGGAGGAACUUGCUGAACAGACUCCAGCAGGAGUUCAAGGACCGUGAGGAGACCCGAGCUCGUUCCCUGCAGGAGUGGGUGUGCUUUGUCACCUUCAUCUGCAACAUCUACGACUACCUCAAAGUGAACAACAUGCCCAUGGUGGCGCUGGUCCAGCCCGUGUACGACUGUCUGACGAGGUUGGCGCAACCCGAUGCGCUGCUGAACGAAGAGGAGGUGGACUGCCUGGUGCUGCAGCUCCACCGUAUUGGGGAGCAGCUGGAGAAGUCCAGCAACCAGCGCAUGGACGAGCUCUUCUAUCUGCUGCGUGAUGGUUUCCUCCUCCAAGAGGGCCUCAGUUCCAUGGCCCGUUUGCUGCUGCUAGAGAUCCUGGAAUUCCGGGCGGGCGGUUGGGUGCUCAGUGGCACGGCGCACCGAUAUUACUACAGUGAAAUAGCAGACUGAGAUUGCCAGAGGACAAGAGUGAAGAUGAUACACCAGCAAUUUUCACCGCGGACAAGAAAAAUUUUGAAUAGGAAUUUAUUCUUUUAUUUAUCGUAGUUUUAUAUAUUUGAAGGUGUUCCUUUUCGUGAAGGUUGAGUUGGGAUUUUACCAUUUGGAUACAAGAUGGUUAAAGACACAGAAAUAUAGGAGUUUUGAUGAAGAUUUUAUUUAUUUUUCAAAAUUUGCUUGCAGCUCUGCAUGUGUGGUUUCUUUAGCAGAAAUGAGAAUACGUAUACUGUUAUUUUUGUAUUUGUUCGAAUAAAUCUUGGAUUUUAAAAAAAAA